This is a messenger RNA of Exophiala aquamarina CBS 119918, 750 nucleotides long. RefSeq lists its product as uncharacterized. Lineage: Eukaryota; Fungi; Ascomycota; Eurotiomycetes; Chaetothyriales; Herpotrichiellaceae. Bases 1 to 750 code for a protein of 249 amino acids. The record is from RefSeq and is a predicted model, not a curated record. The transcript is spliced from 2 exons.
AUGACUUCACUGAAGCCCCUCCUUCUGCAUGCCCAUCCAACAGCCCCAAACCCGAUUAAGGUAGCAAUUGCGCUCGAACUACUGCAAAUUCCCUACAACGUCAAGAUAUGGGAGUUCAACGACAACAAUAGAAAAGGUGUUAAAGGCUCAGACUUCGUCAAAAUCAAUCCUAAUGGACGAGUCCCGGCACUGGAGGAUCCGAAUACCAACGUGACAUCUUGGGAAAGUGGCGCUAUUCUGAAUUACCUAAAGCGUCAGUACGACACCGAUAAUCUUCUAGGUCCGGUUGACAAUAGUGAGCAAGCUAGAGCGGACCUUGAGGCCUGGGAGUAUUUGCUGGUGACAACACUCGGACCAUUCACAGGCCAGGUGGUCUGGUUCAAAUACUAUCACCAGCCAACAAACGAUGAUGCUGCUGCACGAUACAUUAAACAAGUCCACCGAGUCUAUGGCGUGGUGGAAACACAGCUGAUGAAAAGCGGAGGAGACACCAUCCUCCCUGGAAAGUUCACAACCGCCGACAUUCACUACAUUCCUUGGAUGCGUUCAAGUGCAUAUAUUGGCCUGCCUUUAGAUGAUUAUCCGUUGCUGGAACGCUGGACAAAGAUCAUGUUCAACAAACCCGAAGUGAAACAAGCACUUCAGCGGAUCCAAGAUGCGACCGCCGAGCAGGAGCCUGAAGCUGCAGUGCGAGGUCUAAAGCCGGACUUGAAUUUGAUGCGCCAAACUGGUGCUCAAGAGGUUUACUAA